Myxocyprinus asiaticus (Chinese sucker) is the source of this 3267-nucleotide messenger RNA. Its product is annotated as E3 SUMO-protein ligase ZBED1. Lineage: Eukaryota; Metazoa; Chordata; Actinopteri; Cypriniformes; Catostomidae. The record is from RefSeq and is a predicted model, not a curated record. The transcript is spliced from 2 exons. Gene Ontology annotation, molecular function: DNA binding; protein dimerization activity. The coding region runs from base 172 to 1974 and encodes 600 amino acids.
CAAGAAGAAGAAGAUAUUCAGAUAUAGGGCUUUAACGGUAUGCGCGCCGAACCGAACGGAUACGGCCAUAUCGAUUCUAUGCGAGAUCGCGCGGAACCAGGAUACCGCCAGAUAUCAAGCGUGUAGGUAACCUGGCUAGUUCGCUAAUUUGUCUAACUGCUGAUAACUAAAAUGGACACAAAUAUACCAGAGAUUGAAGACGCUCCGUCGUCUCUAAAAUCGGUUGUUUGGAAACAUUUUGGUUUGGCGGUAAACUACACGAACUCUGGGCAGCGAGUAGUGAAUCGGAGGAAGGCCGUAUGUCGGCUUUGUUUCACCGAAGUCGGGUGUCUCACGGGAAGCACAUCUAACUUGAUGAGUCAUUUGCUUCGACAUCACCCGUUUUUGUCUUUUGAAAAUACGCCAAGCCAACACCGAAAGCCUCUCAGUGCGUACAAGCAGCCUCUCGCUGCGGGUUCAGACCGAGCUGCAGCAAUAACGGACGCCAUUGGAGUAUUUAUUGCCGCAGAUAUGCGACCGUGCUCGGUCGUGGAGAACACAGGAUUCAAGCAUCUGCUCAACGUGCUCGACCCACGUUAUAAAGUUCCCACGCGAGAGCAUUUCAGCAGUGCUGUAGUACCCGCCCUGUAUAAACAAACACGAGCUGUAGUCAUCUACGAGUUAUCCGCUGCACCUUCUGUUGCUCUCACCGUAGAAGAAUGGACUUUACGUGCCACAGAAAGCUAUUUAACAGUGACUGCCCACUACAUCAGUCCAGACUGGGAGAUGAAGAGUCCUGUUCUGCAAACUCGACCUGUUUAUGAACACAAAAGCACUAAUUAUGCAGAAAAACUAAAGGAGGUCGUGGCAGAUUGGAGUUUGGAGCGGCCAAGAUGCACCAUUCCAGUCACAAGCGACAAUGCCAAAAAUAUUGUCAGUGCUGUCCUCGAAGCCGGACUGGGUCCACAAAUUGACUGCUUCGCACACACUAUCAAUUUGGCUGCGCAAAAAGCAACCGCAGUCUCCCAGGUUUCUCGACUUCUUGGAAAAAUCAGACGGCUUGCGUCUUUUUUCCACCGUAGCACAGCUGCUGCACAUAUUUUGCUGACCAAGCAGGAGAUGCUUGAAGUCUCAAAACAGCCCCUGGUGCAUGACGUGCCCUCCCGCUGGAUCUCCAGCUUUGACAUGGUGGAGCGAUACAUCGAGCAGCAGGUCGCCGUUCACUCGGCGCUUACAGAAAAGGCCAUCAAGAACAAAGACAUUGUUAGUUUGACCGACAAGGAAAUGGCAGUUGCAGAGGGUGUCAUUGAGGUUCUCAAACCCCUGAGAAUCAUCGCAACCAUAAUCACUGAAAGCACACCAUCCGUUUCCAUGAUCCUACCUCUUAAAACCCGGAUUCUGAAAUCCAUGGAGCGAGAUGAUGGUGACAGCGCCACUGUGAGGGAAAUGAAGGCGGUCAUCACAGGGAACCUGCAGGACAGAUACUCUGGGGAUGAUCUCCAAGAAUUUCUCCACAAAUGCACUGCUCUGGAUCCAAGGUUCAAGAGUCUUCCUCAUGUGGAUCGUGCCUGUCGUCAACGGAUCUAUGACACUCUCACUAAAGAGAUUAUGGCAAAUAUAGAGCAGCAGGACAAUGCUCCAUGCCACACAGCCAGGUCAAUCAAGGUGUGGAUGAAGGACCACCAGAUCAAGACCCUGUCAUGGACAGACCAAUCUCCAGACCUGAAUCCCAUUGAAAUCCUCUGGAAUGUGAUCAAGAGGAAGAUGGAUGGCCACAAGCCAUCAAACAAAGCCAAGCUGCUUGAAUGUUUGCACCAGCAGUGUCAUAAAUUCACCCAACAGCAAUGUGAAAGACUAGUGGAGAGUAUGCCAAGAUGCAUGAAAACUACGAUUGAAAAUCAGGGUUUUUCCACCAAAUAUUGUUUUCUGAACAUUAUUAUAGUGUUGUUUAAAAAUAAAUAUGAACUUGUUUUCUUUGCAUUAUUCGAGGUCUGAAAACACUGAAUCUUUUUUGUUAUUUUGACAAGUUGUCAUUUUCUGCAAUUAAAUGCUCUGAAUUUGGGUGAAAUGUUGUCAGUACUUUCUAGAAUAAAACAAAAAUGUUCAUUUUACUCAAACACAUGCCUAUAUAUAGUAAAUCCAGAGAAACUGAUAAUUUUGCAAUGAUCUCUUCAUUUUUUCCAGAGCUGUGUAUAUAUAUAUAUACAGUACUGUGCAAAAGUUUCAGACACUUGUGAAAAACUUUCAAAGUGAGGAUUUAUAAAAAAAAAUAAUGCCAUAAAUAGUUUUCAUUUAUCAGUUACCAUCAUACAAAGUCCAGCAAACAUAAAAAAGCUAAAUCAAUAUUCGGUGUGACCACCUUUGCCUUUAAAACAGCCCCAAUUCUUCUAGGUACACCUGGACACAUUUUUUCUUGGUUGUUGGCAGAUAGGAUGUUCCAAGCUGCUUGGAGAAUUUGCCACAGUUCUUCUAUCUAUUUAGGCUGUCUCAAUUGCUUCUGUCUCUCUAUGUUAUCCCAGACUGACUCGAUGUUCAGUUGGGAAGGGGGUGGGGGGGUGGCUCUGUGGGGGCCAUGCCAUCUCUUGCAGAGCGCCCUGUUCUUCUAUUUACAAAAGUAAUGUUUGGGAGUCUAACAUUUAUAUUUCCUAUUGACACACUAAAGCUGAUGAUAUAAAUAACCAUCUUAAGACAAAUAUUUUUGUGAAACAUCUUAUGUGCCUAAAACUUUUGCACAGUACUGUGUGUGUGUGUGUGUGUAUAUAUAAAUAGGUGUAUAUAUACAGUAUAUAUGUAUAUGUGUGUAUAUACAUUAUGUAUAUAUAAACUUUAAUUUCUUGACUCAAAAAUUCAUGAUAUUUGUUUUUAUAUAUAUAUACUAUAUAUAUAUAUAUAUAUAUAUAUAUAUUAACAAAUAUAUUGAUUUUUUGAGUCAAGAUAUUAAAUGUUUUUUUGUUUUUUUUUAAGUUACACCACAUGAUUUGAUUCUGAACAAAAUGCAUUUUCUUAAAAAUGUCCCAAAAUCUGAAAAAAUAAAUCAGUGUUCAUGGUCUAAUUGUCCUCUCUGUUUUAUGGUUUUUGUCAACAUAAACAACAAAAUGUCAAUCUACAUGUUGGUUACAACACAUGACUUUGAUUUUCAAAUUGCCUAUUGAAACUAUUGUUUCACUGCUUAUUUUUUAUUUUUUAAAGAAAUCUUAAUAAAAGUUUAUUCUGCACUACGCAUGCCAACAUUUGUUGUUUUUCGUUAAUUUCAUCUUUUAAUAAGACUUUGGCUUUUUUGGGGGGGGG